AUGCAUGACGGGGCAAGUAUCGAGCGCCUGCAAGGCCACGACGAGGCUGAGGCCCUGGGCUGCCCCAAGUGCCCGGCGAGCCCCCGCCUGCUCCCCGAGGACCCCCGCGUCGCGCUGUGGCACCCACCCAUCUCGCCCUACGGUCUGCUGGAGGAGGAGCUCUACCCUGACCCCUGGAAGCUGCUGGUGGCCUGCAUGCUCCUGAACAAGACCACGAGCCGGGCCGUGCGCUCCGUCAUCUGGACGCUCUUCGACAUGUGCCCCGGCCCCUUGGUGGCAGCGGUCACCCACGUGGCCCGCAUCCAGGCCCUCAUCCAGCCCCUGGGCCUGGCCAACAAGCGGGCGGAGGCCAUCCAGCGCCUGUCCUGGGAGUAUGCCCACAAAGACUGGCGGGACCCGCAGGAGCUCCACGGCGUGGGUCGGUACGGGGCGGACGCCUACCACAUGUUCUGCCGGGGCCUAUGGCGCGAGGCCGACCCUUCGAACAUGGCGGGAGCGUCCUCACCGCCCUCCAAGGCCCCCGCUGAGCCCCACACCCCCGAUACAGAGGCCUCCAAGGCCGAGUGCGUGUGCGUGGCCGUCCACGUGCGGCCCCUCGUUGAAUCGGAGCUGGCGGAGGGGUGUGAGCACGCCCUCACCGUCACCCCCGGCCUGCCACAGGUUGGGCAUGGCGCCCACCGCUUCACCUACGACCACGUCUUUGGCGGAGACAUGGGGCGCCCCGCCUGGGAGCUGUACGGCGCCUGCGUGGCGCCGCUGGUGGAGGGCCUGUUCUCCGGCUACAAUGCCACCGUGUUUGCCUACGGCCAGACCGGCUCCGGCAAGACCUUCACCAUGGGCAGCAGCGGCUUCGGCGCGCGGCCCGAGGAGGCCCGCGGCGUCAUCCCUCGCGCCAUGGAGGACCUGUUCGGCCACGUGACCCAGCGCCCCGCCAUGCACUGCACCGUGCGCAUCCGCGAGGUGCCGGGCCAGGGCGUCUGCCUCGCCGGCGCCGCCGAGGUGGAGGUGACCAGCCGCGAGGAGCUGGCCGCGGUGCUGGAGGCGGGCAGCGUGCUGCGCGCCACCGCUGCCACGGGCAUGAACCGCCGCUCCUCCCGCUCCCACGCCAUCUUCACCGUCACCGUGGAGCAGCGGCGGAUGGAGGAGGGCGAGGAUGGUUCCGAGAGGCUCAAGCGCACCGGCGCCACGGGGGCCCGCCUCCAGGAGGGCAUCGACAUCAACAAGGGCCUCAGCGAGCUGGGCAAUGUGAUCAGCGCGCUGUCGGAGGGCAAGCCCCACGUCCCCUACCGCAACUCCAAGCUGACGCGCAUGCUGCAGGCGCGUGCAAGCUGGGAAACAGGGGGAGACUCGCUGGGGGGCAACAGCCGGACGCUGAUGGUGGCCUGCGUGUCCCCCGCCGACAUCAACCUGGAGGAAAGCAUGAACACGCUGCGCUACGCCUCGCGCGCGCGCAACAUCCGCAACCGCCCCGUGGUGAACCGAGACCCCGUGGCAGCCCAGCUGGCGCACCUGCGCCAGCAGCUGGGCAUGGCGCGAGCCGAGGCCGCCCGCCUCAAGCAGCGGCUGGCGGUGUAUGAGUCUGGGGCCGGGUCCUCCCACCAACUGGACCACGACCUACAUUCCAUGCUUUCCAGGGACGAGGCCCUGGGGGCAGCCAUGGUCGACGCGGGGCGCCGCCUGCGCGCCGCCGAGCUGGAGGUCGACAAGCUGCAGGCCGAGAGGGACGAGCUGGCGAGCGAGGUCCGGGCCGCGUCCCUGGCCGUGCUGCGGGCUGGGGAGGAAAGAGAGGCGCUGGCCCGCGCGCUGGCGACCGCGGACCCCACGGCCGCCGCCACGCUCGCCGCGCAGCCCGUGCCGGGCCCCUCGGCCGCGCUGCUCGCGCGCGACGACGAGGAGGCGCGGGCACACGCCGCCGCGCACGCGCGCGAGGUCGCCGACGUGGAGCGCCAGCUGGGCGCGCUGCAGCUGAGCCUGGAGGCCAAGGAGCGUGCGGCGCUGGCGCUGGCCGGGCACGCCGCGCUGCGCGACGCGCUCUCUUCCCAGCUGGCGGGGCUGGCCGCGGAGCGCGACGGCCUGGCGCGCGAGCGCGCGGUGCUGCUGGCCGAGCUGGAGAGGCUGGCGCAUGCGGGGGAGGAGGAGCGCGCGCGCCUGGCGGACGACUACAGGCGCCGGCUGGCGGCGCUGGACCGCCAGCUGGCGGCGCUGCGCCAGAAAGAGCGCCGCGUGCGGGAGCUGGAGCGCCUCAAGGCGCGGGCGGAGGAGACGUGUGCGCGGCUGGAGCGCGACAUCGCCGGGAUCAAGACCGCCAAGGCCGCGCUGCAGCGCCGGGGGGAGGCCGCGGCGCGGGAGCACCUGGAGUGGCAGCGCGCGCGGGAGCGCGAGGUGGCGGCGCUGCGCAAGGAGGGGCGCGCCGCGGCGGCCAGCCUGCACCGCCUGCAGGCGCUCAGCGCCAAGCAGCAGGCCGUGCUGCGGCGCAAGACGGAGGAGGCGGAGGCCGCGCGGCGCAGGCUCAAGGAGAUGGAGGAGCGGAGGCCGCACGCGCUGGCGCCGCUGCUGCGCGACGAGCGGGCGCGGCGCGCCUGGGUCGAGCGCGAGCUGGAGGCCUGCUGCGCCGCCGGCGACCUGCAGCGUGUGCUGGAGGGCGAGCUGGUCCAGCGCUCCGCCGCCGCGCGGCGGUUGCGCGAGGACAAGAUGGAGGCCCACCGCCUGGCCGCCGAGGCCGAAGCCGCGCCGGCGGCAGCCGUGGUGGGCGAGGCUGCCGGCGACGCCCAGCCACCGCACCUCGCCGGCGCGACACGCCCUCCCCUGGAUGACACCGACGCGGCGGCCGCGGCGCUGCUGGCCCAGCUGGAGGCGUGCAUCGGGCCGGGGAGCGGCGUGGACGCCGCCUGCCGCGGCGGCGACGAGGGCGAGGGCGCGUGCGUCGUGGAGCGGGACGCCACUGUGCGCCGCGGGCCGGCGCCCCUGCGCCUCCCCCGCCGGGCCUCCUCGCCGGCGGUGAGCGCGGCGGGGACGCCGGGGUCGCAUGCGCUGGCCGACCCCGCCUCCCCGGAUGUUCCUUGCUGGGAGGGGCGCUGCGACGACGACGACGACGAUGAGAGUCCCAGCAGCAGCAGCAGCGAGGAGGACGACGAUGCGAGGGACAGGGCCUACACCCCUUCCCAAGCCACGCCCGCCCCCGCGGCCAGGCGGCGGCGGCGGGGGAGGGGCCGGAGCCUGGAGCGCGGCAGCACCCGCGUCGGCGGCCAUGCGACCGGCCGUGCGAGCCUGUCCCACGAGGCGCCGCUCCUGGCCUGGCUCAACGCCUGGCUGGCGCAGCAGGGGAGGCCCACCCUGGCGCGCCUCACGGUCCCGGUGCUCCGCGCCUUCCUCGACGGCACUGCGGCCGGGGAGGAGGGGGUGAGCGAGGAGGCGCGGGCGCGGACGGCCGCGCUGAAGGCCGCCAUCGAGGAGCAGCUGCGCAAACCCACCCUCUCCCAGCUCCAGGCCAUGGCCGCCUCGCCGCUGCGUGCAAGCAACGGCGCCGCUCCCCCCGCCCCGCACCAUUCGCCGGCACGGAGUCUGGACGGCGAGAAUCGGGGCGCCGAGGCCGGUGGCCAGCCCAGGCCCCCCCACGGCGCCAAGCGCGCAAGCGAGGGUGCCAGGGCGGGCGACGACGCGCCGCGCGAGGGGUCGCCGGCCAAGGCGCCGGGGUCCGCCCCGGGGACGGCGCGUGUCUUCCUCCCGACCACCAGCCCCGUGCGGAGGAGGGCCUGGAUCUGA
This is a messenger RNA of Auxenochlorella protothecoides, 3762 nucleotides long. RefSeq names its product Chromosome-associated kinesin KIF4. Gene Ontology annotation, molecular function: microtubule motor activity; ATP binding; microtubule binding. Bases 1 to 3762 code for a protein of 1253 amino acids. The transcript has 17 exons. Gene Ontology annotation, biological process: mitotic spindle organization; microtubule-based movement; DNA repair. The record is from RefSeq and is a predicted model, not a curated record. Lineage: Eukaryota; Viridiplantae; Chlorophyta; Trebouxiophyceae; Chlorellales; Chlorellaceae.